This is a messenger RNA of Quercus lobata, 3086 nucleotides long. RefSeq names its product truncated FRIGIDA-like protein 1. The transcript is spliced from 4 exons. The record is from RefSeq and is a predicted model, not a curated record. Bases 166 to 1626 code for a protein of 486 amino acids. NCBI's taxonomy places the organism in Eukaryota, Viridiplantae, Streptophyta, Magnoliopsida, Fagales, Fagaceae.
UCUUAAAACACGUGUUCUCAGAAACAGAGCAAACUUCACCCCCAUCGUAAAACAGUAACACAAACACAAAAUCAACAGGGUCUUGGAACUUUGUCUUCAAUCAGAAACCUUGAAUCCCGUUAUACCAAUCUUCCCAAAAAAAAAACCCAAAUUUUUGUUCUAAUCAUGGCAACGCUGAAGACAAUCUCAGCAGCUCUGAAACUCAUAGACUCAAAGAAAGAGAACCUCAAAAAGGCCUUCGAUGACCUCCAAUCCCACUCUUCCCUCCUCUCCUCUUUCUCUCUCACAUGGUCAGAACUUGAUUCCCACUUCACCUCCCUCCAAAACUCGCUCAAUCAACGAUUCCAACACCUCGAAUCGCUCGAGUUGCAAAAACAGUUGCAAAAACAGGCCGAGUCAACUCAGCCAAACCCUUCAGCUGACCCAUCAAGCUCACAAGCGCCAAACGCACAAACCACCCCAAAGGUCCCUCCUUUUUCAUCAAAAACUCCGACCCAGAUGACCAAAACCCGGGUUGACCAGGAUGGUGACGUGGGUUCGGGUCAAAUAGUUAAGCCUAGGCCCGAGUUAAAGGCUUUUUGUGAGAAUAUGGAUGGGUUGGGGUUGAGGAAGUUCUUAAUUGAGUACCCAAAUGGGCCAAAUGAGAGAAAAACAAUCAGGGAUGAGCUCCCUGGUGCAUUGCUAUGUGCUCCGGACCCGGCUGCAUUGGUUUUGGAUGCAAUGGAUUGGUUUUAUAAGGAUAAUAGUGUGAAUUUGAAGAAUAAGAAUAAUAAAGAUUGGGAAUUGGGUGGCUCAAAGAGGUGUUGUGUGCUUUUGUUGGAGGAACUUAUGAAGAUUAAGGCCAAUGUGAGUGAGGAAGUGAGGGAGAGAGCCAAGGAGUUGGCUCUGAAGUGGAUAGGGAAGGAGAGAAACAUUGAGAUGCACACGUUUGAGGUGCUGGGGUUGCUGCAUUUGGUGGCGGCCUAUGGGUUGCGGUCCGUCUUCGAUGAGGAUGACCUUGUGGAUUAUCUUGUUAUCAUUGCGCAGUAUCGGCAGUCUGCAGUGUUAUGCAAAGUUUUUGGUUUGGGGGAUAAAGCUGCCGAUCUCAUUCAGAAACUUGUAAGUAAGGGAAAGCAACUUCAGGCUGUCAAAUUUAUUUUUGAAUUUGAGCUGACUGAAAAGUUUCCACCAGUCCCCCUCUUGAAAGCCCAUUUAGAGGAUGCCAAGAAGGCUGCUAGGAAAGUUGUCAACGACGGAAAUCAUUCUCGCAAGUCAUUGAAUGAGGGCAUAGCCAAAGAAGUGGGUGCAUUGAAGUCAGUUAUUAAAGUUAUUGAAGACCACAAUCUUGAUUCUGAGUAUCCACGGGCAGACCUUGAAGGGCUUAUCGAGAAGCUGCAGAAGCGGGCAGAAAACAUCAAAAAACCUGCAGCAGCUCCUCCUGCCAAAUCUUAUCAGCCACAGCAGCACCGGCACCAGCAGCAGCAACAGAGUGGAAACAAGCGUCCUCGAAUGGAUUCUCCAGUUAGUCCUGCAGCAGCACCAAUAAAUGUUGGUGGCAUGAAUUCAACAAUUCCCCAAUAUCAACAAUCUCAUCUACAGUCAGCAGGUGGCAUUUUGAAAGCGGGAAUUAUCAUUUUUUUUUAUUAGCAGUUUUUGGUUCAGGACCGUCAUAGAUGAGUCAAGGUUCUCGUAUGGACAUUUGAAAAAAAAACGCAUUGUCCAUAAAAGAGCAUAAAACGUAUAUGUUUUAGCUUUUUUUCAUAUUCUCCCCCUUAGCCUAUCUGGAGCAAAUGGAACAGCUCAUUUGGGCAUGCUGUGCAUUGAAAUCCUGGGACUCUGCCCCAGAAAAGGUUCUCUUAUGGACCAUUUGGAUUGAGGGGGAGUGGAGGAAAGUAGAGUAGGUUGGCUGGAAAAUAGGAGAGUAGAGUAGAGUGGCUGAAAAAUAGCCUAUUUUCCAGCCAACUCUACUCUACUCCCCUUCCCCCCUCUUCCUCAAUCCAAAUAGGCCCUUAUGUCUCCUACUUAUGUCUCCUAUAAAUAAAGACGGAAGUGCAAAUUACAACCCCAGAGUUAGGGGUCAUUUUGAUUGUGGUCACCCAUGUUUGAAAAUUUUGAUUGUGGUCACCCAUGUCCUUAAUGUUUGAGAUCCUUCCCAAUUUUCUCCUUCUGGCUGUCUGUUAACUAUGUGGCCGUUGAAUGCCAAUUAAGCAUGCCAGUCCUAUAGCUGGUCCAAUUUAAUAAACCACAUCAUUUAACAAGUCAUGUCAAUAAAUGAAAAACAAAAAGUGUUUUAACGUUAACAGAGAAAGAAGAAAAACUAAAAAAAUAUGAAAAAUUAGAUCUCUCUCUCUCUCUCUCUGAGUGUGUGUUGGCAAUGACGGCGGCAAUCAAGGCACGGCUGUGGAUAUAUAAUCAUGUAGGGGGAAAGCACCAGCUAGGGACAGACAAGCUCGAUUAUGCAAGGCUGAGGAUUGUGGCUAUAAGGUCAGGGAUAUGGAGUAUGGGAAUUCAACACUAGGAUCAAGAGGCUACUCAGGCCUUAAAAGUGCUUAAAUAUGUUGCUGGGUCUGGUUUUAGGGAGGUGUAAUUGGGUUUAUUUGUGGUUUAUCAAAGAUUGUUGGGUGCUGCUCUGUCUUUCCUUGUUUGCUAGCAUCAACAAUUUAUUUUCAGUUUAUUUUUUAUUGGUACUGGACUUUGGUUUAUUAGUUUUGUUAACGAGUCCAUCUGUGGCUGUGGUUUUCCUUGUCACCACUUGACAGAUUCUGCAUCCCACUGUGUGCGCGUAAAGCAAAUUAUGGUUCUUGUAUUUGGCAGUAGCCAUUGUCAUUUGUUUUUAAAUUUCUAUUCCCUUAAUCCUUUGGGAGAAUGAUACUCACUUGAAUUGGGUUGCUAGGAAUAUCAUUAAUCUUAUUAUUCCACAUGUUCUCGUUAAGGUUAGUGCACGUGCACAUGUAACAUAUUAUUCAGGUAUGUGUAUUCUAUAAAACAUGUGCCUAAUUAGUGAGACAUGUGUGGCCAAUUUGAAUAAGGAAUGGGUUGUAUAAAUGCUAAAUAGAUGAAUGUAACCAUCAUUUGGGAUAAUGAAGAAGAAUGCUCCUUUUGAUGCU